Messenger RNA from Aspergillus homomorphus CBS 101889, 1890 nucleotides. Its product is annotated as sugar porter family MFS transporter. Gene Ontology annotation, cellular component: membrane. NCBI's taxonomy places the organism in Eukaryota, Fungi, Ascomycota, Eurotiomycetes, Eurotiales, Aspergillaceae. The transcript is spliced from 5 exons. Gene Ontology annotation, biological process: transmembrane transport; carbohydrate transport. Bases 217 to 1890 code for a protein of 557 amino acids. Gene Ontology annotation, molecular function: carbohydrate:proton symporter activity. The record is from RefSeq and is a predicted model, not a curated record.
GUUCCAAGCUUCGACAAUACUCACUACCCCGAGGCCCUGAUAACUAUAAGUAACACUGCAACCUGUCUGUAGAUCGUAGACUUCUCUGGUAGCAUCGACCACGUGCAUCAAUCUCCUUGUCUUCCUCCUCCUCCCCGACCCAAUUGGGCUCAAUCCUUUCAACCUCUUUCUCUCCUUCUCCUCCUCCUUUCUUCUUCCUCCUUCCCAUUCGUGGUCAUGGCGAGCAAGUCAAUUGAUCAGCCAACAAAAGACCUUGCCAUUGAUGGUCGAUCGUCCAUUCAAGGGUUUGCCCACCAUGCCGAGGACAUCGCUGAUGGCCGGGAGCCCUACGGUCCACCCGGUAUCAAGGGUCUCAUGGCCAAUCCCUUUGUGCUUCUAUGCGCCGGGUGCUCAACACUGGGAGGUCUUCUCUUCGGAUACGACCAGGGAGUGGUCUCCGUAAUUCUUGUCAUGAACCAAUUCCUCCAGCGUUUCCCCGAAGUAGCGGAAGGACACUCAGGGGCUGGGUUCUGGAAGGGGUUGAUGACGGCGAUGAUUGAGUUGGGCGCGCUCAUUGGCGCCUUGAACCAGGGCUGGAUCGCGGACAAGAUCUCCCGGCGGUACUCCAUCAUCGUUGCCGUGAUUAUCUUCUUGAUCGGAUCUAUCCUGCAGACGGCGGCGAUGGACUAUGCCAUGUUGACGGUCGCUCGGUUGAUUGGCGGUCUGGGCAUCGGAAUGUUAUCCAUGGUGGCUCCGUUGUACAUCUCAGAGAUUAGUCCUCCUGAGUGUCGCGGUACCCUCUUAGUGCUAGAAGAAUUCUUCAUUGUGCUCGGAAUUGUCAUCGCGUACUGGAUCACUUAUGGCACUCGAUACAUGGCGGGCGAAUGGGCCUGGCGACUGCCGUUCUUGCUGCAGAUGGUUCCCGCGGUUGUUCUGGUGGCCGGGGUCAUUGUUCUGCCUUUCUCUCCGCGAUGGCUCGUCUCGAAAGGAAGAGAGGAGGAAGCCUUGCACAGCCUAUCGCGACUGCGCCAACUGCCCGCAACGGACAAGCGCGUCCGCCAGGAAUUCAUGGACAUCAAAGCUGAAGUGCGCUUCCACCAGGAGAUGAAUGCGCAGAAGCACCCCAGCCUCCAAGGAGGCAGCCUGAAAGAUUCGCUGUUGCUGGAGAUGGCGUGUUGGGCGGACUGUUUCAAGAGCGGCUGCUGGCGGAGAACCCACGUGGGCGUUAUGCUGAUGUUCUUCCAGCAGUUCGUGGGAAUCAACGCAUUGAUCUACUACUCGCCUACCCUUUUCGAAACCAUGGGCCUAGACUACGACAUGCAACUCCUCAUGUCCGGAAUUCUGAACGUUCUGCAGCUGGUCGGCGUGGCCACGACAAUCUGGACAAUGGAUAGCAUCGGCCGUAGGCCCUUGCUCCUUUGGGGUGCAGCUAUCAUGGCGCUCUGCCACAUCAUCAUCUCCGUGCUGGUCGGUCUCUACUCGGACAAUUGGCCCGCGCACCGAGGACCCGGCUGGGCCAGCGUGGCCCUGCUCUUCGUGUACAUGAUUGCGUUUGGAGGAUCUAUCGGCCCCGUCGGCUGGGCUAUGCCUUCCGAGAUCUUCCCCUCGUCCCUCCGCGCGAAGGGUGUGGCCCUUUCCACCUGUUCCAACUGGCUCAAUAACUUCAUCAUCGGCCUCAUCACUCCUCCACUCAUCCAAGACACAGGCUACGGAGCCUACGUCUUCUUUGCCGUCUUCUGCGUCCUCACCUUCCUGUGGACCUUUUUCUUCGUCCCCGAGACGAAAGGCCGCACCCUCGAGCAGAUGGACCACAUCUUCAAGGAUAAUUCCAGCGAAGCUGACCGGGAUCUCCGACGGGCGGUCGAGGCUCGGAUCCUGCAGGAAGAGGAGGGUCAGGUUGUUUCUGUUUGA